Messenger RNA from Tilletiaria anomala UBC 951, 1529 nucleotides. RefSeq lists its product as uncharacterized. The record is from RefSeq and is a predicted model, not a curated record. The coding region runs from base 298 to 1281 and encodes 327 amino acids. NCBI's taxonomy places the organism in Eukaryota, Fungi, Basidiomycota, Exobasidiomycetes, Georgefischeriales, Tilletiariaceae. The transcript is spliced from 2 exons.
UGCGUAUCCUUCAAAGUACAUCUCAAUCAUCGCUUUUACUCACCUGCAGUCUGCUUGCUGCACCGGCACAAACUGUGCACAUCGACCUCCUACCUUUCUACUUCUCACGUUCAAUCUGCACUCCUUACGCCGUCUCCUUUAUCGCCCCCUUCGUCCAACAUCAAUCGCUCUCAACUCUCCGACCACUUUCUCUCAUCGUCUACAUUCUUGCACGAAACAGCUCUAGAACGUCUCCCAUACUCCGACCCUACUAGCCAGUCACGAUCAAGUUGAGCUGCAACCAUCAUCACAUCCAUAAUGGCGUCAUCAUCUCUUCCCAUUCUUUCACCCCUUGUGACGCGAAUCCUCGAAGUGUCUGGCUUCUCCUCGGACCUCAAGACCCGUGACAUAUCCUCCAUAUUUGCAACUUGGGAAGAUGAUAGAGGCGGGUUCAAGAUCAAAUGGGUGGAUGAUACUACUGUGCUCAUCAUCUUUGCCGAUCCUGCAACUACCAAGAAGGCGUAUCUGAAUACCCUCUUGAAUUUUCCUCCGGCAUUGAUUGACGCUUCUGGUAAGAGGGCAUCGAUAAAGCCGUACGAUGGCGACGAUGCAUCAACAGUCAUUGCUUCGGUCCACCGUCGCACACGUUCACGAUCAAAUGCGGCAAAUCUUGCCGGGUUUCCUAACUCUCCGAGCCAGGGUACAAGUAGCCUUCCGGGUGGGGUAGCUUCCUCACCACAGACGCGACAUCGCCACACAGGCAGCAAUGUCUCGAUCAGCACCCUUUCCACUGCUGGUAGCCUUUCUCGAGCAAUGGGAUCGUCGUUUAAGCAAGGCCAUUUGCGACAUCCGUCUGGGUCAAAUCCAUCCUCCUUGCCACCUAAACCCAUCGCAGCAGCGCUCUAUGACGCAGCGAAUGGUGGUCCGAGCCCGGCUCACCACCUUUCAAAUACGGCACGCGAGCAGGGAGUACCGCUGCCUCUAGCUGCCGGCGCGGCUAGUACAUCUGGUCGCAGUACAUUGUCGAAGGAUGCGGUCGGCGAGAUCGAUAUCAUGAGCGGCACGGAAGAUGCGUCGGGAAGCAAUGGGAGGGGCACACAGGCCUCUCAAGCUGGACGCGUGGGCGACGCCGGCAAGCGGCUAGUCGCUGGAGCGUUGGGCGUCCGGCAUCCUGGGUUGGAGUCAAGAGCGGAUGGCAAAUGGUCUCCCAGCGCGAGUGACGCUGGGUCUGCACCUGCUUGUGGCGACACUUCGGCAGCCGCGUCUCUACCACAGGGCAUGGAUGAUCUUACCAUUCGCUGAUUAUGCAGUGCUCCAAUAUCCAACCCGCUGCGCAUCGCAUUCUACUAGCAGCGCUUCUGACUCAACGACUGAGUGCAUAUCAGCAUUUAGGAACAUCUCCUCUAGCAGUGGCCAGCCCAACGCGCUUAGGUGUCGCCACCUUCGAAUGGGGUCCUGUAAUCAGCACUGCGCUGUGUAUAUUAGCUGUCUACACCAGUCCUGCAUGCAGCAUGCAAAUCAGUGUACAGCGAAGCGUAACCACGGACCAC